AUGUUGUAUGAUUACAAAGUUCGUCCAGUUCUAACUGGUUUAGCCAAAUCAAAUCGCAUAUUGCUUCGAGAUGUAGACGUCAUAACUUUAUAUCAUGAUAAAUUUGCCCAAUCAAGAAAAGGUUAUAGAUUACCCCAGCUUAAAUGUAUUGGUGGGAGUGGUUUUAAACAUCCCCAGUAUUACCCCAAGGUUGUCCAGUGUUAUAAUCGCGGAUUCGACGGUCGUGAUGUCCAAUGGGAAUGCAAAGCUGAACUAGAUAAGAGUGUUUCCUUUGGGGCCGUGAACGUUAACUGUGAAGGCUAUGACUACCCAGAGGACGAGUAUAUUGUUUAUGGCUCGUGCGCUCUGGAAUACGAAUUAAAUGUACGAGGUUCUACUCGGGAGAAAAUAAAUCACAGAACAUUUGAAAAGGUGUAUACACAUGCACAAAAUAACUCUGGCUACUUCAUAAUUAUUGGAUUGAUUUUAUUAGCUGCUAUAAUAUGGUAUUUUUGUAUUAGACCUUCUACAUUUCCAUGCGAGUAUAUUCCACCAACUGGAUUUGACUUUUCACAAUCACAACAACGACCACCACCUCCGCCAUAUGAUGAGGCGAUUUUCGAUGAUCAUGAAGAUAAUUCUACAAGACGACGUCAAGCUCCAUCAGCCCCUCCAGAAUACGGUUGGACAUCGAAUGUUAUGGGUUCAUCACAAUCACGUUCUCGAUGGAAUUGGAAUAAAUCAAACGAUCAGUCCAGUUCAUGGUUAUCUAAUGGGUUGGCUGCAGGUGCUGGAUUUCUUGGAGGUUAUUUUAUGGGAUCUAGAUCAAAUACCAAUCCUGGUAGUAGUUUCAGUGGUUGUUCACGAACUACUCCAAUUUAUACUGAAGAAGAAUCAUUUAUUCGAAGUGGGAAAUAG
Schistosoma mattheei is the source of this 897-nucleotide messenger RNA. The record is from the annotation of a GenBank genome assembly. Lineage: Eukaryota; Metazoa; Platyhelminthes; Trematoda; Strigeidida; Schistosomatidae.